This is a messenger RNA of Owenia fusiformis, 391 nucleotides long. The record is from the annotation of a GenBank genome assembly. Lineage: Eukaryota; Metazoa; Annelida; Polychaeta; Sabellida; Oweniidae.
AUUCUUGGAUAAUCAACGUGACUUAUAUCAUCUCAAGACAUACAGCGAUAUAUUUCUAGCAUGCCGCUUCAAUGGAGAAAUAUGCAAUGAAAGUGAUUUUACCACAAUAUCCCUCGAUAAUUAUGGCAACUGUUACACAUUUAAAUCUAACAUCACUGAAAGAUAUAUGGUGAGAGAAAUAGGGCCAGACUCUGGAUUAACACUUAUUUUAUUUCUCAAUGAUUAUUCUCCAUUAGACGAAUUUCGAAGUAAGAACCGUGAUGUUAUGUUAAAUACGCCAAAUCUAUUUUCUAGUAAAUAUUCCAAAGCAAGUGAUGGAAUAAGAUUGGGAAUUCAUUCCCAUGGCACACUGCCUGAUCUUGACAAUGAAGGCAUAGACCUUUCACCAGGA